CUGAAAGUCAAGAUCCGUAUUUUUCCUCUCGCUUUGCUCGAGCUUAACACCCUCUCCUUCUAAGUGAGAAGUAGAUCAAAAUUCGACUUGAAAGGAUUUCAAACCUUCGAUGUUCCUGCUUUUACCUUAACUAGAACGAUCGGAUAUGAAAUAGGAAAGGUAAAGAAGGCCGAUUUCGCUACUUCAAUUCCAGAGUAAAGGUAGGCUACUCAAGGAGACCUGCAUAAAACCUUGGUAAUUGCCAUUCAAAAAAAUAUUAGGUUCUAAAAAGACUAUUUUCAAGCAACUGUCCCACCAUCAUCAUCAGCAAGAAAGAAGAGAACAAUCACUCCAGAGGCAAGCGUGGGAGUGUCGAAACCUGCAGUUGUUUCUGAUACAGCGCCUAUGGCCGAGGCAGCAUUCUCGGAAGAGGGAAAGGGGGGCUUUCAAUGUGGCAUUGGAUGGUUUUCACUAUGGUCCAAAGAUCCACCAAUCCAUUCAAAAAGCAAAGCGGGUUUUUUAUGUCACCCAAGUUCAUGUCGCACACCCUUCCAGUGCAGUGGAACAAUUGCUUCAGAGGGAAGACUUCUUGGUUGGGGACCAAAAAGGUCCGCUCUGGCAGCUACAUUUCCUUUUCCAACAUCCCUGGGAGUUGUCGUGAGGAAGAUGCCUAUGCCAACUGAUACUCAUAUUGGCAUCGUUUCAGGGAAUCACCACCCAAGGAUUCCCGAUCGCGAGUCAAUUGCAUGGCCAUGCAAUAGUGGCAACGAGAAUGCGAAGUCUGCAUAAGCUCAGGAGCUUCUAUCUUCUCAAAAGACAUGGGUAAAGGCAAGAAAGUGACAACUGAAAAUGAAGCCACUUUUUUAGGCUACCAAUUUAUGUCAGGGCGAGAGAUCGUGAACUCCCUUCAGGAAAGAAAAAAGAGGCCCUUCCAAGCAUUUAGUUUACGAGCCAUUCGGUUACCCACGGAGAGGUUGUCCCACUCGAAACGAAAAAUCUUUCCUCAGUUGACACCUUAGCCUUCAA
Molecule: messenger RNA, 1005 nt
Organism: Rubroshorea leprosula
Lineage: Eukaryota; Viridiplantae; Streptophyta; Magnoliopsida; Malvales; Dipterocarpaceae
Source: the annotation of a GenBank genome assembly